AUGCGUUUCUCGGUAAAUUCUCUCGCUCUUUUCUUGCUUUCAAGCCAGGCCGGUUUUGCCCUCGCAGGGCUCUGCAGACCGUCGACGACUACAACAGCCGCUGCGACGACCACGACCACCUCCGUCCCCGAAGGAACCCCCAUUGUCGCCGUCCUCUCCGAUGGAAGAGUAGUAAAUACCUACCUCAACGGCCUGUUCCUGAGCGAUCAAGGAGACACCCCCGCAACCUUCAUCCUUGAGCCGUCAACCGGUCGCCUCACCACGACCGUUGGUGGCACGAAAUACUACCUCCAAACCGUCAUCCCGCUUGGCCCUCAGCUUUCAUUUCAGUUUGAUACCUAUCAAAAUAUUGCGAACAAUCAGUACCGGUACUUCGUCAAAUGCGACGUCGUCGCGGGCUUUCUGUCGUGCGCGUCUGAGAGUGGUUCGACGCCUAUUUAUUGGCAUAUCGAGAGCAAUAACAUUUUCUAUGGCAAUGAGAACGUACUCACUGAUGUCACUACUGCUCAGUUCAGGUUUCAAUAG
This is a messenger RNA of Fusarium oxysporum Fo47, 525 nucleotides long. RefSeq lists its product as uncharacterized. The record is from RefSeq and is a predicted model, not a curated record. Bases 1 to 525 code for a protein of 174 amino acids. The transcript has a single exon. Lineage: Eukaryota; Fungi; Ascomycota; Sordariomycetes; Hypocreales; Nectriaceae.